AUGGCCGCGCCUCGCCACCCGACGCCUCUUGCCGUUGCCCACCGUCGCCUUCUCGCCGCUGUGCACCAUCAUCGUUGCCCGAUCGCCGGCGCCACCUCGCCCCGAAGUCACCCCACCGCCUCGACCACGCCUCCCCACCGGACUGCCUCCUCGUCUCCGACGCGGCUGUCCCUGUCCCCCACCUCGAGCACCAUUGCCUCGUGCCCUACGCCCCGCGGUGAGGCCCCGCCUUCCUCUGCUUUCCCCAGCUCACCGCGCACAUGCCCCGCUCGCGUCCACGGUCACCGUGUCCACGGAUGUGCACCAUCCCUGCCCCGCACGCCCUGGCCUCCUCCCCGCACAGCCCGACGAUGCUCGCCGCCGCCCGCGACUGCGCCCGCUUCCGCCCCGCAGCCACCUGCGCCCGCGCUCGCGGCGCCCUGCUCCGCCCUGCCGCCCACUUCCCCCUGCUGCAGCUGUGCACCAUUGCUCCUCGCCAAGGCCAGCCGGAGCUGUGCCGCUGGCCGCGCCGUCCGCAAGCCCGUCUGCGCUCAUCGCCAGGCCGCGUCCGCCGCCUCCCCUUACUGUCCGCCGCUUUCCCGCACCGAUGCGUGUGGCCUCCCCACACGCCCGCAACAGCACCCCUCCGCGCCGGCUUCCUUCGCCGGAGACGGCCGGCCGGCGAGCCCCGCCGUGGCCACCGGCGCGCUAUAG
Molecule: messenger RNA, 693 nt
Organism: Aegilops tauschii subsp. strangulata
Lineage: Eukaryota; Viridiplantae; Streptophyta; Magnoliopsida; Poales; Poaceae
Source: RefSeq, a predicted model, not a curated record